CCAUGACAAUGGAGGCAUCUAUCAGUGGCUCUUUUGAUAAAGAAUGAAGAUUAAUUUUAAUGAAAACCCAAAAAAGGAGAAAGAUAAGACCCAUUAAUUAGUGGGAUUCUCAUUCUUAUCCCACCAAUAACACUCGCACGUAGCGCUCUCAUAUUCUCCCCUAUUGGCCUUCCCAGAAUUUCUUUUUUCUUUUUUCUUUUUUCUUUGCCUUUUCCUUUUCCUUCUCUUCUCAAAUGCUUUGUGGGUCCCUUGCACUAAUGCACGAUCUAUUUCGCAUUCUUAUUAUCACAAUAUUCAACUUCCUCUUCUUCUUCUCCUUUCUGAUUCGUGGUGGGUUACAUUUGCAAUGGCCAUGGCUAAAACUGAAGCAGAAUGUCAAAAUGGUGGCAAGAGGUUUGCGGGUGAACGUCUCUUCGAGACAAAAAAGAGUUAUAUGAUCGGAGCCUUUUCAAUUUGGCAACCUCUAAAGCUAGUGGCAUACUGUCUUGUACUCCUUAGUUUUCUAAGCAUUGGUUAUCCCUCCAAUGGGCCUGACCUUGAAGGUGAAGCUUUGGUUGAGCUUCUAAAAGCACUCAAUGACUCCAGUGGCCGAAUAAAAGAUUGGAAUUAUUAUUUGGUGAGCCCUUGCUUUAGUUGGUCUCAUAUCACUUGCAGAAAUGGAAGUGUCACAUCCCUGAGCUUGGCAUCAAAUGGAUUUUCAGGAACUCUUUCACCUGCAAUUACCAAACUGAAGUUCUUGGUUAGCUUGGAACUACAGAGCAAUAAUCUGUCGGGUCCACUACCUGAUUAUCUCAGCAAUAUGGUACACCUAGAAAAUCUGAAUCUUGCAAAUAAUAAAUUCAAUGGUUCUAUACCUGUUACUUGGGGCCAGCUGUCCAACUUAAAGCAUUUGGAUCUUUCAGCUAAUGACUUGAUUGGACGAGUACCACUUCAAUUCUUUUCAGUUCCAGAGUUCAAUUUCACCAUGACAGGUCUUAGUUGUGGUUCUAGCCCAGAGCAACCUUGUGUUUCAAGCUCUCCCUUUCCAGUUUCUACCAGCAAGUCAAGACUUAGGAUGAUUGUAAUUGCUGCAAGCUGUGGUGCUUUCAUACUUAUGCUACUUGGCAUUGCAUACCGUUACCAUCAACUGCACAGACUACAAAAUGAUGUCUUUGUGGAUGUUGCUAGUGAAGAUGAUUGCAAAAUUUCCUUUGGGCAGCUUAAAAGAUUUUCAUGGCCUGAGAUCCAGAUUGCAACAGACAAUUUUAGCGAACACAACAUAAUUGGACAGGGAGGCUUUGGAAAAGUUUACAAAGGAGUACUUUCAGACAACACAAAGGUUGCUAUAAAACGCCUUUCAGAUUAUCACAGCCCUGGAGGAGAAGCUGCUUUCCAAAGAGAAGUUCAGCUUAUUAGUGUUGCAGUUCAUAGGAAUCUUCUACGACUGAUUGGUUUUUGUAUGACCUCCUCUGAGAGAAUCCUUGUUUAUCCAUUUAUGAAAAAUCUGAGUGUCGCAUACCACCUGAGAGAUUUGAAACCUGGAGAAAAGGGUUUGGACUGGCCAACGAGGAAGCAAGUGGCCUUUGGUGUAGCUCAUGGACUGGAGUAUCUACAUGUGCAUUGUAAUCCUAAGAUUAUACAUCGUGACUUAAAGGCUGCUAACAUCCUAUUAGAUGACAAUUUUGAAGCUGUUCUUGGAGAUUUUGGGUUAGCAAAGCUGGUUGAUACAAAAUUCACUCAUGUUACGACCCAGAUACGUGGUACCAUGGGUCACAUUGCCCCCGAAUAUUUGUCCACUGGAAAGUCUUCAGAAAAGACAGAUGUGUUUGGAUAUGGCAUAACGCUUCUUGAAUUGGUAACUGGUCAGCGUGCAAUAGACCUUUCUCGGCUUGAAGAGGAAGAGGAUGUUCUUCUGAUUGAUCACAUCAAAAAGUUACUGAGAGAAGAUAGAUUUGACGACAUUGUAGAUGGAAACUUGAAGACUUAUGACCGUGAAGAAGUUAAGACAAUUGUUCAGGUUGCAUUGUUGAGCACCCAAAGCUUGCCUGAAGACCGUCCCACAAUGACAGAAGUGGUUAAACUGCUACAAGGAGUUGGUCUGGCUGGGAGAUGGACAAAAUGGGAGGAGCAAGCGAGGAAUCAAGAAUUCUCACUCAUUUCUCGCCGAUAUGCAUGGGCUGAAGAUUCAAUUGUUAAUCAAGAAGCCAUACAGUUGUCCAAGGCUAGAUAGAGCUUUUGUGGUACGGAAUCAAUUUUGAGAGCAUUAUCAACCUAUUAAGUGGAUUACUGUAAGCUAUUGAUUCAAACAUGAUCAACCUAUCAUGUAGAUAGAUUGUUUUACAUGAAAUGAAAACCAUGGUAUGCUGUAUCUCAGAGCUAGAUGUUUACCUGUAAAAUCCGUAUGGUUUGAUAAUGGUGAGAAUUGCUUGUUAUCA
Molecule: messenger RNA, 2414 nt
Organism: Hevea brasiliensis (rubber tree)
Lineage: Eukaryota; Viridiplantae; Streptophyta; Magnoliopsida; Malpighiales; Euphorbiaceae
Product: probable LRR receptor-like serine/threonine-protein kinase At5g63710
Exons: 11
Coding region: 347-2209 (620 amino acids)
Biological process (GO): protein phosphorylation
Molecular function (GO): protein kinase activity; protein binding; ATP binding
Source: RefSeq, a predicted model, not a curated record